Messenger RNA from Impatiens glandulifera, 1012 nucleotides. RefSeq names its product transcription factor MYB41-like. The transcript is spliced from 3 exons. Lineage: Eukaryota; Viridiplantae; Streptophyta; Magnoliopsida; Ericales; Balsaminaceae. Bases 59 to 1012 code for a protein of 317 amino acids. The record is from RefSeq and is a predicted model, not a curated record.
AAUUAUUCUCCUGCUAGAUAGCUAGCUGUUAUCCUCAUAAUUUAAGAAUUUGGUAGCUAUGGAAAACUCAAGCUCAGGCCUGAAAAAGGGUCCAUGGACCCCUGAAGAAGAUCAAAAACUCAUUCACUACAUCCAGAUCCAUGGUCGUCCUUCCAAUUGGCUAGCUUUCCCUAAGUAUGCUGGUCUUCAAAGAUGCGGAAAGAGUUGCAGACUCCGAUGGAUGAACUACUUAAGACCCGGAAUCAAGAGAGGAAGCUUUUCAUUAGAGGAAGAAGAUGCUAUUAUCCAGUUACAUAGAGCCUUGGGGAACAAGUGGUCUACCAUUGCAGCUCGUCUACCGGGGAGAACAGAUAACGAAAUAAAGAAUUUUUGGAAUACCCAUAUUAAGAAAAAGCUUAUAAGCAUGGGUUUAGACCCGGUUACUCAUACUCCUCGACUCGAUCUUAUGGACUUCACCUCACUCGUUGGCUCAGGUCAGCUUAGUCUUACAAGUUGGCUUGGACUUCAAGCCCUAAUAAACCACCCCGAAUUGCUACAAAUGGCUGCAGCCACUCUCUUGUCAACCGAACCAGUACUACUACCAAGAUCUAAUGAAGAUAUUCAAAACAUUCAAUUAGACAACAUGAUUGCACCUUCAAAUACACAAGUAGCACCCUUGAUCACGACCGAUCAUGAUCCUAAUUACACGACUACUAAUGAUUAUGUGAAUGAUCGGUGUUGGAAGGAUAUUAUUAAAGAUAAUGAAUUGAAAUUACUUUCUUCUGUUGACCAAAGAAGCAAUAAUAAUGUUUGCAUGAAUGAAUCAUCUGAUUAUGGUUGUAGCACUAGCUAUAAUAAUCCAGUAAGGACAGAUACAUCUGAUAAUUUGUUCUUUGGAUCGUUGAUCAACUCAUCAUGUGAUCAUGUUGAACAUGCCAUCAACCAUGAUGAUCAUUAUUUUACCAACAUGUUGCAGUUUGAUAAUAUUCCACAAAACCAGCAGCAGGACUUUGAUGAUGAUUUCAUGAUGUGA